This is a messenger RNA of Seminavis robusta, 3591 nucleotides long. Lineage: Eukaryota; Bacillariophyta; Bacillariophyceae; Naviculales; Naviculaceae. The record is from the annotation of a GenBank genome assembly.
AUGCUAGGGAAGAGCAUCAUUUCAAUAAGCUGUCACCCAGAGUGCAGUCAAUCAGUUGCUGGACCAGAACAACCAAGAAGACGCAAAAACAAGUCCAGGUCAAACAAGACUCGCCAUGCUCCCAGAAGAUCCAACUCAGUCAAGAGUUCCCUCACCCUAAUGUCCAACCCGCAAGGCGCAGGCAACGCGUCUCUGAUAGGUUUGACCUUGGAUGAUUCCCACUAUCUCUCUGAUGAUGUUUCAGAGACUAGUUCUAUAGCAGAUGAUCAAUCAUGGGGUCAUCAUGAUGACUUGGGCGAAACAGAUGAUGAUGACGACGACGACACUUCUAGCAUGGCUGAUGAUCAAGUGGAAGCUUUGCUGAACGAGGCCACAGGCAGCACAAGCACCAGCAACCAAGCGCAGCGCAGCUCGUCAAAGCCAAAGAAAAAUGCAAGUUACAACAGUCUCCCGGAACUGUUGCGCCUCACUGAAGAUCAGCCGUCCGUACAGCCACACAUCCCGCAGCGCGACCAGGGCGUUUCACGAUUGGUUCAGGGACGACUCUCCUCCAGCAUGAGCAUUGCAACGUGUCAUCCAAACGUUAUGCAACGUCCGACUGCCACCUCGACCUACCACACAGGAAAUGCAAAGACGCCCACGCAUUCCUUGCUAGCUCCCCAGAAGCGCCUAGAAUCCAUCAGACACACUGCCGCCUUGCUCUUUGUUGACAUUUCAGGAUUCACCAAGCUGUCGCGGAGUCUCGAAGUAGAAUCACUUUCCAAGGUCAUCAACUCGUACUUUCAAAAGAUUGUAGAGAUUAUUCAAGAAUUCAAGGGAGACGUUUUGAAAUUCGCAGGGGACGCCUUGAUUGUGGAAUGGAAGGCAAACCAAUGCAAGCAGCAACAAACGCAGGCUCCCGUCAUGGCCACACUUUGUGCGGCAAAACUCGUGGAUGCGUGCUCUGACUUUGUCGUUAGAAUACCCAACAAGAACAACGCUACCACGCUCCUCAACAUUCAUUGUGCCAUUGGCUUUGGAAACGUUGCGGGAACACACGUGGGGAACCAACAGAGAAUGGAGUAUGUGAUCUGUGGCGAUGCACUUCGGCAAAUUGCAUUAGCCAUCACGGUCGCCCAAAAUGGAGAGGUUGUGGCCUCGCCCGAAACUAUUCGAGCCCUACGGGAAACAUUUGUCUUUGAGAAGAACACCACCAAGGGCUCGGAAUCAUGGACUGAGACGCCACAAAUCAUUGCCACGAAAUCGCAGCUUCACUUCCGACCCAUCGACGGGCAGUCGUACGCCAAAAGCAAGUGGGAAGUAAACCACACCGAGAGCGACGCAAUGCUCAGUGAGCAGUGCCAAGGAUGGAACAUUAGCAUGCUGAAGCGUCUCCACGACCGCCUCGCGCCGUACGUACAUCCAGCGGUUCUCGAGGCGCCGGUUACCGUUCCUACAAGCAGGGCAUCCGUUACUUCAAUCUCAUCGUCACGCAAUAACCACAUCAACGCAAGUCAACGCCGCAGAAGUAACAGGCGAAAGUCCAUUGCUGCAAGCGUUCAAAGCAACAGCAAUGCAAACACUGAAGACGCCAAAUUGCGUGAUGUGCUAACGAUUUUCUUUCAACCCCUCUUGCCGGAGGAAGUUGACUUGAUGAGCUCGGCCACAGUGCCGGAUGGUGCCUUGGAGCUGUUGCAGAGUAUUAUGAUGAUUGUUCAAAGCGAGGCGGAACACUUCGGCGGGCAGCUUAGACAAUUUAUUUGUGAUGACAAGGGUCUAACGGCAAUCGUCAACUUUGGGCUGCAGGGCAGCACGUUUCCCAACAUGGUCGAAGAAAGAGCCAUUCCUUGUAUCUCCAAAGUCAAGACUCUGCUCAAGACGGAACUGGCGUUGGAUUGCAGGAUCGGGGCCACGCAUGGCAAGGCAUACUGCGGUGUAGUGGGAGCCUUGACACGACAUGAAUAUGCCGUGUUAGGCCCCUCAGUGAAUCUCGCGGCAAGGCUCAUGGGCAACAAACAAAAUCCUGGCACUCUCGUUGAUCGAGGCUUCAAAGUUAAGGCGGGUCCGAACCAUCCAUUUCGCUCUUUGCCUGCCAUUGAAGCAAAGGGAUACGACAGACCAGUACGCAUCUUCGAACCAGCCAAUGCGGGUCAAAAGGUAUGGGUUGACAUCAAAGAAGAUCAGCUCGUUGGACGUUCUGCCGAGACGUUCAAGUUGCUUUGCUUGGCCAAGGACAUCCUCAAAGCAGGCAACAGUAAGCGAAAGUCUUGCUUAUCGCGAUCAUCCUCCAAGAUGGUAUUUGUCUCCGGUCAGUACGGAGUCGGCAAGUCUUCUCUGAUGUCUCAGUCAACCCGCCAGAUCGAACACCUAUGUCGGAAGCGAUCCGCGCAAUAUCAUGUGACAAGACAUGUAUUUAGUGACGAGGACUCUUUCAAGCCCUUCAGCAUCGUCCGCCCUUUGUUCCUGGAUAUUCUACGACGAAGGCAGAGUGCAACUUCGAGGUCAGUCGUCUCCAACGCGAGCAAAGUUCUGCAAGAGGAGAUUCGGAAGAACGAAGAGGCCCAGCUACAUCUUCUGUUCCUCCAAACCUGUUUGCAAGCGGCUAUACCGAUGCAGUACAUUGAGAUGUUUGCCGGCCUCAUCUUCACAGACAAGUUGUCUGAUGGUAUUGGAAAAUGGUCCGACAAGGCCCAGAAGAUGGCCGAGUGGAAUCGGAUUGCUCAACUUUUGGUUCAGGUGUACCUUCAAAUGACCGACGUCUUCGAGCUGGUGGUACUGGCCCUCGAUGACAUUUCGGGGAUGGACGAGUUUUCAUGGAAGAUUGUGAGACGUCUGUUCACAAGGACAUCCAAAUUCGUCAUUAUGGGUGCUUCACGGAACGAGUUCAGUCUGAAUAUCCAGCGACACGCGUGGGACGAACUCAUGGGCGACGAUGUUCUUGGUAGCAGUCGUGGCAAUGGAGGCAAUUUCAUCAACUUGAGACUAGGCCCUCUGGCCGAAAAUGACAUUGCUGGAAUUGCCUGCAAACGUCUGUGCCAACCAUCAGUUGAAUUAGUCGUUUCCAGGACUGUGUUCCUGUUGUCUGAAGGGAAUCCAUUUCUGGCUACGGAGAUUCUCGAUCAGAUGUAUUUGCCAGCAUCAAAACUGGAUGAACCGAGCCGCAUGGACAGGAUGGAAGGAGUCAGAGAUGUUUUGCUGAACCGACUGGAUUCGCUUCCAUCGGCGGUGCGUUUGCAUCUCAACUGUGGCGCCAUGUUGGGGCUUUCCUUCAGUCUCUCCGACGCGGUUGCGGUCAUGGAGAAGUACAACGGUAUUGCAACUGAAGAAGAAACAAUAGAAAACGAGGAAUUAGUUCGCCAGAGUCUUCUGGAAGCCGAACAAUGCGGUUUCCUGUCCUCCUCCGAAAUCCUUGGAGGAACAUGUCGUGGCUUUGUGUUGUACAGCUUUUCCCAUCCACUGUUGCGUGAAGUGAUUUCGCAGCAGAUCCUCCAGGAAUGGAAAGACAAGAUCCAAAGACUAAUUGAUUCGACCAGGACCUCUGACUACGUGGCUCUUCACGAUUCACGGCGCGACCUUUCUGUGGCUCAGAACAAACCAAUCAGAUCCGUGUAG